This is a messenger RNA of Paramecium pentaurelia, 758 nucleotides long. Lineage: Eukaryota; Ciliophora; Oligohymenophorea; Peniculida; Parameciidae. The record is from the annotation of a GenBank genome assembly.
AUGUAACAAUCCCACGAUUGCCCAAUAUGUUUAAAUAUUGCUGUAGAUCCUAUUCAACUUUCUCAAUGCAAACAUAUAUUUUGCUCAGCAUGUCUUUUAGAUUUACUAGAUUAUAAUAAUCAAUCCUAUAAGUGUCCAUUAUGCAGAUAACUUUAUUCUAAAAAUGAACCAUUGAUUAUUAAUUAAGAUUUAGCUAAAAAGAUUAAAGAGAGCAAUCCUGAACAAUAUGCAUAAAGAUAAUAACAGAUUAUUCAAUAAUAAAUGAUGUUACCAAAUUAAAUUAAAGUGAAUGUUGUAUAUGGCAAUUUAUAUAAACGAAUUGAUAAUUAAGAAAAAAAAAAUGUUAAUUAAUGGACUUUAAUUGUGAAAAUGGAAUAUAAUAAGGAUUCAGAUAAAGCUGCACUUAAGAAUUUUGACAUUAAUCAUAUGAUUGAAUCAGUAUAAAUUAAAAUUAAAUAUAGGUUACUUAUCAAUUACAUGAAACAUUUCAUCCUAAUAUAGUUACAGUUAAAUAAGCUCCAUUUUAAUUACAAAGAUUAGGUUGGGGAGUAUUUAAUAUUCCUAUCCUUAUCAAAUUUAAGAAAGAGUACAAUAUUCCUAAUUUGGAAGUAGAUCAUUACCUUUCUUUUUAGGGAAAUGGAUCAAUGCAAAAAUAAAUAACUAAAUUAGAUAUAAGUAAUCUAAAAGAAUAUUAAUAAUUAUAAUAAUAAUUGUAGAACCAAUAAUAAUAACAAUAAUAAUAGUAAAAAUAAUAAUGA